Molecule: messenger RNA, 954 nt
Organism: Thlaspi arvense
Lineage: Eukaryota; Viridiplantae; Streptophyta; Magnoliopsida; Brassicales; Brassicaceae
Source: the annotation of a GenBank genome assembly
AUGCAUGCUGUUUCUAUUGGUCUUGUUGUUGCUUUGAAUUAUCAUAAUCCUUUCUUGAAUCCAUACGAGGAAUUCCAGACUGAUGUGAGACUACACAAGGUCAAUCAUAUGCUGCCUGCAGCCAGUUUAGUGGGGAAACUCAAGUGUCAUCCAGCCAUCAGACCUCUUCUUGAAGGUGGAACUGUCCUCCAAUAUGGUGCCCGUACGUUGAAUGAAGGCGGGUUUCAGGUGCAUGAAAACUUCCCUUUACCUGGGAAUUAUAAGAAAAUUGGAAGGCUGCCCUUUGCCUACCUGCUUGGAAAAUCAUUGAGAAGAGGAGCAAUUGUUGGAUGUUCAGCUGGUUUCCUAAAUGUGCCAAAAAUAAAGGGAACGCACACUGCCAUGAAAUCCGGAAUGCUGGCAGCAGAGGCUAUAUUUGGUGUACUUUAUGAAGGUUUAAAUAUGGAAAUAUAUUGGGAGAAGUUGAAGAAUUCAUGGAUAUGGAAAGAACUUUAUCGGGCUCGAAAUUAUAGACCAGCUUUUGAAUAUGGACUUUUCCCUGGUUUGGCUAUCUCUGCUUUGGAGCAUUACAUUCUGAAGGGAGGAUCACCGAUAACGCUGAAGCAUAGCAAACCUGAUCAUGAAGCAACAGAAGAAGCACACUUACAUUCUCCAAUUCAAUAUACAAAACCAGAUGGGAUUGUGUCUUUUGAUGUGCCCACUUCUCUAUACAGGAGCAACACUAAUCAUGAACAUGACCAACCGGCUCAUCUUCAAUUAAGAGACCCCAAGAUUCCUGAACUUGUAAACUUGCCGAAGUAUGCUGGACCUGAAUUGCGAUAUUGUCCUGCACGUGUAUACGAGUACGUCCCAGGUGAUAAGGGUAAGCUGAAGCUACAGAUCAAUGCCCAAAAUUGUCUGCAUUGCAAGGUAUUACUAGGAUCUGUAUGGAAGAACGAUUACAACUGCUUCUAG